Molecule: messenger RNA, 3017 nt
Organism: Phalaenopsis equestris
Lineage: Eukaryota; Viridiplantae; Streptophyta; Magnoliopsida; Asparagales; Orchidaceae
Product: magnesium-chelatase subunit ChlD, chloroplastic
Exons: 15
Coding region: 124-2283 (719 amino acids)
Biological process (GO): chlorophyll biosynthetic process
Molecular function (GO): ATP binding; ATP hydrolysis activity; magnesium chelatase activity
Source: RefSeq, a predicted model, not a curated record
AUGGACAUUAACGAAGCUGGAAACACCCGGUGAGAAACGCCGGUGCAAACUGAUAUCCUGCACAAGGAUAAGGUGGAAGAGAGUAGAGAGAAUAAGCAUCCGCUUGCACCUUCACGAUCUCUAAUGGCGCUCAGUUCGCCAUUCCAAUCCUCUAUGCUCCCUCCCUAUAGCCCUAAACUUCAUCCCCUCACUCCUGAGCUAUUCCCAUUCAUUGUCCGCCGCCCUAUCCUCCGACCUCCACUCUUCCGUCCGAUCGCCGCCUCCGGUCUCGCCGCCACUGACACCACCAACGGAGCCUUAGUCACAUCGAAAGCGAAGCAGACACCAUUGGAAUCCUCGCCAUAUGGCCGAAAUUACUUCCCCUUAGCCGCGGUUGUUGGACAAGAUGCUAUUAAAACAGCUUUACUACUUGGAGCUAUCGAUCGUGAGAUUGGAGGGAUUGUCAUUUCAGGUAAGCGUGGAAUGGCGAAGACUGUUAUGGCUCGUGGAUUGCAUGCCAUUCUACCUCCUAUUGAAGUAAUCUCAGGCUCCAUAGCAAAUGCAGACCCCUCCUGCCCUGAAGAGUGGGAAGAUGGAUUAGCUGAACGAAUAGAAUAUGAUAUUGCUGGCAAUGCAAAGACUGUAAUUGUAAAGUCACCUUUUAUUCAGAUUCCACUUGGUGUUACAGAAGACAGACUUAUAGGAUCUGUUGAUGUUGAGGAAUCUGUGAAGUUUGGGACAACUGUAUUCCAACCUGGACUUCUUGCUGAAGCUCAUAGAGGUGUUUUGUAUGUUGAUGAGAUUAACCUUUUGGAUGAAAGUAUUAGUAACCUGCUUCUAAAUGUUCUUACGGAGGGGAUUAAUACUGUGGAGAGAGAGGGAAUAAGCUUCAGACAUCCAUGCAAGCCACUUCUCAUUGCUACAUAUAAUCCAGAGGAAGGUUCUGUACGUGAACACUUACUUGACCGCAUCGCAAUAAACUUAAGUGCAGAUCUUCCAAUGAGCUUUGAUGACAGGGUAGCAGCUGUUUCUAUCGCAACACAGUUCCAAGAAUCUAGCAACGAGGUCCUCAAAAUGGUUGAUGAAGAAACUGAAUUGGCAAAAACUCAGAUCAUUUUGGCAAGAGAAUAUUUGAAGGAUGUCACUAUCAGCAGAGAUCAGCUUAAAUAUCUGGUUAUGGAAGCACUUCGCGGCGGCUGUCAGGGGCAUAGAGGUGAGCUAUAUGCUUCUCGUGUGGCCAAAUGUCUGACUGCAUUAGAGGGACGCGACAAAGUCAGUGUGGAUGACCUGAAGAAAUCUGUAGAGCUUGUAAUAAUUCCACGUUCAAAUUUCAAUACGAAUCCACAAGAGCAGCAGAAUCAGCCUCCACCCCCUCAGCCACCCCCUCCACAAAGUCAGGACACAUCUGAGGAUCAAAAUGAGGAAGAGGAGGAGGAGGAUGAUGAUGACCAAGAGAAUGAACAACAGGAGCAGCAAAUUCCAGAUGAGUUUAUUUUUGAUGCUGAAGGUGGUAUAAUGGAUGAGAAGUUGCUUUUCUUUGCACAGCAAGCACAGAGACGUAGAGGAAAAGCUGGGAGAGCCAAGAAUGUCAUCUUCUCUGAGGAUAGGGGCCGAUAUAUUAAACCUAUGCUUCCUAAGGGUCCAGUGAAAAGGUUGGCUGUUGAUGCAACACUCAGAGCAGCUGCACCAUACCAAAAACUCAGGAGGGAUAAAGACGCUAGCAAGAAUAAAAGAGUAUAUGUGGAGAAAGUAGAUAUGAGAGCAAAAAGGUUGGCACGGAAAGCUGGUGCCUUGGUUAUCUUUGUGGUUGAUGCUAGUGGAAGUAUGGCGCUAAAUCGAAUGCAAAAUGCUAAAGGUGCAGCAUUGCAAUUGUUAGCAGAAAGUUAUACAAGCAGAGACCAGGUGUCAAUCAUUCCCUUCCGUGGGGAUUUUGCAGAGGUUCUAUUACCACCUUCGAGGUCAAUUGCAAUGGCGAGGAAACGCCUUGAGCGACUCCCCUGUGGUGGUGGCUCUCCUUUAGCUCAUGGUCUUAGCACGGCAGUUAGAGUGGGGCUAAAUGCUGAGAAGAGUGGUGAUGUUGGUCGAAUUAUGAUUGUUGCCAUUACUGAUGGAAGAGCUAAUGUAUCAUUGAAACGAUCUACUGAUCCAGAAGCUGCAAUUUCUUUGGAUGCUCCUAAGCCUUCUGCCCAAGAAUUAAAGUGUUGUAGAUUUCUUGGAAUUUUUGGAAAACAAAUAAAAGGGGACCGCGGCUUACGACGAGAUCAUGGCAUUCAGAGACCCGAAACUUCAUUUAGUCGCGAUUAGAGCUUGCGGAGAAGAGAAGGCAACGACAAAAUUGCGGCUUACAAAGACUCGAAACUUUCGUCUUUCUCCCCCUCCUGCUCCGUCAUCGCGAUCUAGUCAUGGUUAGAGCUAGCUGCAAAGCGACAGGGAAAUUCUGGCAUACAAGGAAGCGUGAUGGGAGCUGUUACUUUCAAAGACACCGUUUUAAGGAUUGAACAUUACAUGUUCUCACAGUAUUUGAUGAGGAGGCAGAAGAUGAAGAAAUAAAGACAACCAUGGUGGAAAAAGAGGAACACCUGGACUUUUUUCCACCUUGAGGAUAAUGUGUCUUUUACGAGGGAAGUAUCGUUACUUCUUUGCCUAGCCUAGAGGGAAUUUUUAUCUUUUGUGUACCUAAGUGCAAUUUAAUAUUUGGUUAUUUAUUAUUAUUUAAUAUAAUCAGGGCCAAUAUGUUUAGGGUUAAGGUUAUGCAUGAAAUUGAGUCUUGAGUUUUUUGAGUUUGGGAGGGAUUUCUUAUCUCUCGAAUUGUAGAAUUUGGGAGAGAUCGCCUAACUCUUGAAUUUUAGGUGCUUAUCUUUAUAUAUUCGUGUUGUAUUGAUUUGAUUUGGUGUUCGCAAAAUAAAAUAUGUGUUUGCACUGAUUUGUGUGAGAAAUUUAUUCCGGAUCGUAUCAUAAACCCAUAACACUUCAUCAUCAUCAUUUUCGUUAUCGGCAUUGUCAACAUAUCUAGAUUAUCUCAAGGUUAACUAUUUUAG